UCAUGGACACUCACAAAACCCACCCUUCCUCCGUCAGACCUCCUACCUGCCUCCCUUCUCUCCUCCUCCUCCUCCUCUUUCUCCUCCUCUUCUGUCCUGGGAUGCAAGUUGCUCCGCGGGGUUCAGUCCGGUUCGGUCAAGCAUGGCUUUCGCUCCAGGAUUCAUCCUCCAGCAGUCGGGUUCGCUCGGUUCCGGGGUGGUGAUCCGGACCGGAACCGUGGAGGAGGAAGUUUCUCGUCCGACCUCCGGGUCCGCAUUCGCUCCGUAUUGUCCGGCGUCUCGACUGGUGCCGCGGGUCUUCAUGGGUUCUAGUUUGGACCAAUCACCCGGAAUCAGACGGCCCCUCGAUUACCGCCACUUUGCAGGUCUGGGUGUGCACCACUACGGCGACGCCGCCUGCAGAAAAAACGCCACCCGCGAUGCCACGGCCACUCUGAAGGCGUGGCUCAACGAGCACUGCAAGAAUCCGUACCCCACCAAGGGUGAGAAGAUCAUGCUGGCCAUCGUGACCCGCAUGACUCUAACACAGGUGUCCACGUGGUUCGCCAACGCCCGCCGCAGACUCAAGAAGGAAAACAAGAUGACAUGGAACCCUAGGACACCCCGCAGUGAGGAUGACGACGACGUGGACCCAGAGAGGACUGAUGAAGAUGAGGAGCUUCCCCACCCAAAAACUCUCCCUCUUCUGGUCUCAGUGGGAAACCAAACCCUCAAAGGUUCUGCCAAACAGAAGUGUGAAGACUCGUUGCUGUCAAUCACCACGACGGGACUUUUGCAUCAAAACAAGGCCCCGCCUCCUAAACCCAAAUUGUGGUCGCUGGUGGAGGUCGCUACAUCUGCAGAAAAAAACAAGCCAUGCAAAUGGUCGGGGACCAGUAACCACGCCCCUUUAACCCUGGCGCCGCCACCGUUUCUUCUUCAUGAAACACCCUUCCCCCAUCAUCUCAAAUCCUCCCCCUAUGGUCUAUCGAGACCCCAAAAUACAAGACCAAGUUAGCGGGUGACCCAAGGUGGGGGAGAGAUGAAGCAGACCUGGAGGAGAGGAGUGGAGAGAAAAAUGGAGGAAGAUGAGAAGAAGAGUGAGGGGUGAGGAAUGCAUGGCUGAUAAAGACCCACACAGAGCCGUGCGGUGAAGUAAUAAGAAAGGUUGAGCGUGGAUCCAUCAGGAGGCAUAACUGUGAUCAUCUGUGAUUCACUUGUUCCUAAUAAAAUG
This is a messenger RNA of Synchiropus splendidus (mandarinfish), 1213 nucleotides long. Its product is annotated as iroquois-class homeodomain protein irx-5-like. The coding region runs from base 143 to 997 and encodes 284 amino acids. Gene Ontology annotation, cellular component: nucleus. The transcript is spliced from 4 exons. The record is from RefSeq and is a predicted model, not a curated record. Gene Ontology annotation, molecular function: DNA-binding transcription factor activity, RNA polymerase II-specific; RNA polymerase II cis-regulatory region sequence-specific DNA binding. NCBI's taxonomy places the organism in Eukaryota, Metazoa, Chordata, Actinopteri, Syngnathiformes, Callionymidae. Gene Ontology annotation, biological process: cell development; regulation of transcription by RNA polymerase II; neuron differentiation.